Orcinus orca (killer whale) is the source of this 8407-nucleotide messenger RNA. It is a transcript of the gene RMDN1, whose product is annotated as regulator of microtubule dynamics 1. The record is from RefSeq and is a predicted model, not a curated record. Bases 125 to 1033 code for a protein of 302 amino acids. Gene Ontology annotation, cellular component: mitotic spindle pole; spindle microtubule; cytoplasm. The transcript is spliced from 10 exons. Lineage: Eukaryota; Metazoa; Chordata; Mammalia; Artiodactyla; Delphinidae. Gene Ontology annotation, molecular function: microtubule binding.
GGAAGAGGAGCGGGGCCGGAAGCCAGCAGACGCUGAUCUCUGUGGAGAGACUGGGGAGCCUUUCGCUCCGCCCCGCUUCGUAGAAGCCAAAGGGGUGAGGGGUCAGGCCUGCGAACUGCGGAUCAUGGCGCUAGCCUUGCGACUCUGGCGCUCCCUUCCUUUGGGACGUAGCGCUGCCCCGGGACCUCGGCUCCCGACGGGUGCUGCUGGCAGCAGGGAGCAGUGCGUUCUUUGGCGACUCCGCGGCGCUGAGGUGAUGGGAAACCCAGGAGCUUUUAAAAGAAGUCUUUUAUUCUCUGCCUUGUCUUAUUUGGGUUUUGAAACUUAUCAAGUCAUUUCCCAGGCUGCUGUGGUUCAUGCCACAGCCAAAGUCUUCAGAGUUGAAGAGAUCCUUGAACAAGCAGACUACCUAUAUGAAAGUGGAGAAACAGAAAAACUUUACCAGUUGCUAUCCCAGUACAAGGAAAGUGAAGAUGCAGAGUUACUGUGGCGUUUGGCACGGGCAUCACGUGAUAUAGCUCAACUCAGUGGAACCGCAGAAGAGGAGAAAAAGCUCUUGGUGUAUGAAGCCCUAGAGUAUGCAAAAAGGGCACUAGAAAAAAAUGAAUCAAGUUUUGCAGCUCAUAAGUGGUAUGCAAUCUGUAUUAGCGAUGUUGGAGAUUAUGAAGGAAUCAGGGCUAAAAUUGCAAAUGCCUACAAGAUCAAGGAGCAUUUUGAGAAAGCAAUUGAACUCAACCCUAAAGAUGCUACCGCAAUUCACCUUAUGGGUAUUUGGUGUUACACAUUUGCUGAAAUGCCUUGGUAUCAAAGAAGAAUUGCUGAAAUGCUGUUUGCAACUCCUCCUAGUUCCACCUAUGAGGAGGCCUUAGGCUACUUUCACAGGGCAGAGCAAGUGGAUCCAAACUUCUACAGCAAAAACUUGCUCCUUCUAGGAAAGACGUAUUUGAAGCUACACAACAAAAAGCUUGCUGCUUUCUGGCUAUCAAAAGCCAAGGACUAUGCAGCGCACACAGAGGAGGAUAAACAGCAUUGACUUUUUGAAGGGGCCAGUCCAAUUGUCUUAUAGAUUGUCCCUCAUUCCAGAGUGGCCUUACUGACAGCACUUAAGGAAACACUGUUCCGGGCUUCCCUGGUGGCGCAGUGGUUGAGAGUCUGCCUGCCAAUGCAGGGGACGCAGGUUCACGCCCUGGUCUGGGAAGAUCCCACGUGCUGCGGAGCGGCUGGGCCCGUGAGCCACGGCCGCUGAGCCUGCGCGUCUGGAGCCUGUGCUCCGCAACGGGAGAGGCCGCAGCAGAGAGGCCCACAUACCACAAAAAAAAAAAAAAAGUGUUCCAUCUUAUUUUCAGGGACUCAAGUUAAUUAUAUGUAUAUUAGAUCUUUGCCUUUUGUAUUUAUCACUUCUCUAAUUUUUCUUUUACCUCUCAGUUUCAUUUUCUUGGCUUCUUUCAUUUCUAUCUUCCAUGUCCCUUAUUUUUUUUAUGUUUUCCUCCUUAGAUACUGUUUGUCUUCACUUCUGAGAUGUUUUUGUCUUUUUCUUCAAUUUUUUUUUCCUGAUUGACUUCAGUUAACAGGCAUUUCACAUCCUCAUGUUGUUUGUCCAGUUUUGAAUUUCUAAUUUGGAUUUUUUCGUGUCUGCAGUUAUUUAUUUAUAUUUAAUUCAUACUAGUAUAUUGUGCUUAAGAAUUUUACUGUUUUCUCUGUGUUGAGCAUUUUCAUCUGAAAUUUCCUCAUUUUCAGUUUUCACUUUAUUUAGAGUGACUUUGAAUGUUAUUUUUUGGAGGUGUGACUUUUUGUGUGUGCUGAGUUACCAGCAACACCAGGUUAUCAAAUGGGGGAGGUAAGGGGUUUGGAUUAGUUCAGUAAUAAAUAUCCUGUACUACACAGUUUUUGUAAAAUAAGGUAUCUAUCUUUCAGUAGUAAAGCCUUUUAUGGAGGGGAGGCUCUGUCUUUGAUAUUAUAUAGGGCUUUAAAAAAAUUUUUUUGCUUUGAAAUAUAGAUUCAUAAGAAGUUGUCAAAAAAUAGUACACAGAGAGGUCCUGUGUAUCCGUCCCUCAGUUUGCCUCAGUGGUAACGUAACUAUGGUACAAUAUCAAAACCAGGAAACUGUACAGUCCACAGACCUUAUUCAGAUUUUACCACUUUUAAGUGAUCUCACUUGUGUGUGUGUUCUGUGCAGUUUUGUCACGUGUAAAUUUUUGUAACUGCCACAAUCAAGAUACAGAACUGUUCCAUCACAAAAAUUCUUAGUGCUAUGCCUUUAUAGUCAAACCCAUUCCCUGCUAUCAUCCCUAAGUCUGACAACCACUUAUCUGUUCUCUAUAAUUUUGUUAUUUCAAGAACAUUAUAUAAAUGGAUCAUACAGAAUGUGACCUUUUGGGAUUGAAUUUUUUCAUUCAGCAUAACUUCUUUUUGAGAAGCAUCUAAAUUCAGUCAGUAGUUCCUUUUUAUUGUUGAUUAUAUUUCAUUGUAUGGGUGUACCAGUUUAUUUAACUAUCCACCUUAGGCCAUUUAAGCUGUUUCCAGUCUGGCUGCUAUGAACUUAAGGCUGAUAUAACUAUAUCAACAAAUUUUAAUCUCUGUGGGAUAAACAUCCAGAAGUGUGGUUGCUGGGUCUUUUAUAGAGCUGCUUUUUUCUCUCUUUACAAUGCAAUAGCUGCCUUCUCCAAAACGUGGUACUUUCCCAAGAUUCUGAUUAUGUGUGCUUCCUCAACCUCUUUCUUUUGAGUUCCCAGGAGUCUGAUUUACCAGUUCUCCCACUGGUUCUUCGCAUUUCUCCACUCAGGGUGGGAUCUACUACUUCCGGGAAUGAACCCUGAGACCCCAUUAUAUUCUCCUUCCUGUGCAGUCCCUACUUGACUUGGUUCUUGAGUGUUCCAGAGCUGACUGCUAGUUUGAGAUGCCUUUUUCUCCACAUACAUGUAAACAGAAGUUUGUAGUUUUCUGUCUUUUAAACAUACUACAGACAUGGGCUGUGGGUGAUUAUAACUGCCUCUUAUGCAUCUGUUUCCUUUUAAGAAUGAGAGAAGAAAUCUGAUUUGGAAUGUGGCUGUUAUCCUACUAUAAUCUGAAAGCUCUCAAUUAACUCCUUGUUACCAGAAAUUUUCCUAUCUGAGUGUUUAAUCAUAGACUGUGGAACAGCUGUGGACUUUGUAAAAAUGACUUCUCUCAGACUCACUUUUUAAAAUAAACAUAAUUACAAGGAGCAAACAAAACAACAAAAAAACAAUAACCUAAUGGAAUUGUGAGGAUUAAAGAACAUGUAUUUACCAUGAGUAUCGGUAAAUAUUUAAAAAUGCUAUUAUCAUCUGAUUGUGUUCUCCUUGGUCAAGACUGGGGAGAGAAAAUUUGGAAUUUAGGAGAUGCCUCUUUUGUUCCAAUUUCAGUAUACGUGCUGCCAAAGUGAGGCCCUUUUGGACUUUUACUCUUUGUUGAUUGGGGGGGGUGGUUUCCCCUUUUAUUUUUUUGUUGUAUUCAUGUGGUGUUCACUAUACAACCUGUUUGGACUGUACCUGGGCAUUACUGGGAAGAAAAAAUAGGAGGGGUUGAUUACUUUGGCAAGGGCCAUGAAGUUUAUUUAACGAAUGUCCUGUUCUGGCCUAUUGCACUGCCCUGUAUGUUUCUCUGUCUUGUGACUGAAGAGUAUACACUAGGUACAAAGGAACCUCAUUAAGGUAAAGGCUCCUCUGAUGAGGUCUGGGCUUUUCCCUUGAGAGACAGACCAAAUCCCCAGUAGACUUCAAGUUUGGCUUUUAAGUUCAGUGGACUUACAAAAGAACCUUUAUUGUCUCAUCUGCCUAUUUCAACCGGAGAUGAUUUCUGUUCGACUUCUGUAAUGCCCACUAGAGGAUCUUAGGUUCAGCCAAAUAUUAAGACUCAAAAAGCCCACAGUAGGCUUCAUCUGGCCCCAAUUUACUCAGAAGGACAGAAACCAUAGCUCACCCAGCAGGUCAAUGUCAGGCCUCCUUACAUUCAAAAGAUGACCUUACAGCAGCAGUCUGUGUAGCAGCAUAUCCAUGCAGCUCCCAGGAGUAUCAUCUCCCCAGGUGACAGCGCAGGAAUCUCAAAGGGAAAUACAGUUACAAGUUUCCACAUUCUGGGAAGUCCACAGCUAUGGUUUCGUAUUAAGUGCCUGGAGUUUUCCCAGUCCAGAUGCAACACACCAGUCGGGCCAUUUUAAACAGAAGCAGCAUUGCCUGACAUUGUUGGCCCAUACCACCCUAUCUAGUUUUGAGAACUGGAAAAGCUAGGUGGUUGACCUAAGGCUGGAGGGCAAAGAGUUUUGUUAACCCUUUUGACUUUAACUGCCCUGGAAGUACUAAAAACAAAAACACCACUUGUAGCUUCUUUUCCUGGAAGACAAACAACUAAUCUGAUUGCUGAAACUGUGUUGUGCCUGUGACCCACUGACUGGGCUGUUUAGUGGUGGUGGUGGUGGGUAGUGGCACUGAAAUGAAGUGACAGUAUGAACUUGUUUCUGAGCCUCCCUCGUUUGCUGAUUUCCUCAUGAAGUGUCUGUGUUCAGGCACAGUGAGCCCUGCACUUCUAAUUUCUCUGCCUGGCCCAGCACAGGACAGGGAUGGGAAGAGGGGGAAAAAACAAGUCUCAGGUUUCUCUCACUGACACUGAGUAGGUAUAUCAAGACAAUAAAUCCUGCCUAUAGGUCUGGAUUUCUACAAUUAAUAUGAAAGAUAGAAGGACCUGAUAAGUUCUCCAAACCAGCCUUCUCCAGAAAGCUGGUUUGGUCUCUCCGUAGGCUCUGUGUAGCCUCAUCUGUUGUAUGGUAAUUUCUUACCUUAAGUGAGAAGGGGGGAUGGGCACCCUGAAAGCUUCCUGUCUUCAUUCCAAUGUGCUACAUGAUGUUCUCUCAUGCCUCUACUGAAUGACAGUAACUUCUGUCAGCAAACUUCAUCAGCUGUGGUACUUUCAUGGUAUAAUUUAAGCAGCCCUUUUGAAGACUAGUCACCCUCUAUUGCAUAGUCUGUUCUGUACAUUAGUUUUCUUGUUUUUUGUUUGUUUUUUAUUCAUUAGGCAUGAAAAUAACUAGAACAUUAAUAGUGAGGAUUUGGGAAAAGAGUCUAUUCAAGCGAGUGGAUCACGGACUUUAUUUCAUCUUUACUAUGGAUUCUGAAUAAAAAUGCAGAAGACCAUCUAAAUUAAUAUGUAGAAAAAUAAAAUUUUGGCAAAACAAAAACUACUGUUUAGGGAAGUUAAAUUGUAUACUAGUAUCUUCUGUAUGUACUUAGUAGUGAAAUAUGUUACAGGUAGCAUUCUAAGACGUCAGUUCCAUGGUUGUAAAAAAAAAAUUUUAAGUUAAUGAAAUUUACAGUACAUACUGAAAUAAUGCUACAAGUGGAAAUUUAAAUUUUUAUAUUAAUAGGGAAGCCCAGCUUGCUAAAGCAGCAUUAAUAUUCACAUCAGAUUUUAACUUGUUAUACAUUUUUGUAGUUCAGUAAAUGUCCUUGAUAAUGAAAAACAAAAAGUGUUAUUGGAACAAAAAUAGUAAUCUAUGUAAAAAGGAGGGGGGAGACCAAAAUAUUUUUUAUAAGCUUAUUCAGAUACAUGGAAUUUUCAUGAAUUUAAGAGGAAUGAAGAUAUGCAAACAGUAACAGAAAAUCAGUAGACUUGAGUUUUCAAAUGCUUAUGUAAGUCUUCAAUCCAUCUGGUUUUAUGAAACCAAAACUUUGAACACAAACAAAAGCAGAAAAGUUCACAUUACCUUUUUAUAUGUUCCUAAGUAUCAAAUUGCAUCAAUUUAUUAUGAAUUUAAAGAACAUCACAUAUUUUAAAACUAAAGUACAGAAGUGCCUGAUUCUUUUUAAUUCCACAAAUACCUAGCAUCCCAAAGUAACAUGUAAACAAACCUCUAUGCUACUCAGUGAAUUCUCUCCAAUUUCUAGAAUAAACUAAAUGGUAGUAGAUCUAGUAUAUGACUUUCAUGUAAGUUACGGUUUCAUUCAUGACUCUGACUAUAUUAGAGAUGUAGCAAAGAGGGAAAAUUUUCAACUACUGUAUUUAUUUAAAACAAACUGACAGGUUCAAGCACCCAUCUUAAGAAAAGCCAGCAGCAUUUUUUAACAUAUUCAAAGUAAGAUUUUGGCCUAAGCCCUUAAUACCUUCCUGAACAGCCAUGCAACAAAACACCCUCAAGAGGUGUUACAAAGGGAAAAAAAACAUGGAGUAAUUUGUACUUCUUCCCCUGGAUAACAGAAACAAGGUAAAGCAAAUCCAGAUUAUUUUGGAAUGAACGGCUGUCAUGUUUAAUACACUCUGAGCUCUAUAAAACUAGAGCCACUAUCAUAUAUGCUUAUAUAGAUAUAUACUUAUUUUUAAUAAAGUCUCUUGCUUGCUUCAACUUCAAAAUUUAAGGAUGAUUUUUUUCCUAGUCAGUCACUUCAAGGGAACAAUAAAUAAAGUAGAAAAGGAUGAAAUGUUUUGCAUAUUUCUGUGGAAGAACGGAAAACAUUUAUACUUUGAGGGGUUCAGAAAAUUCACUGUACAGAAUGAACAGCUUAUAUACACUAUCUGUGCAACUUUUCUUGGCUGGGGUAUUUAAAUGCAAGAGCUCCUCCAAGACAAGAAGCCACAUUCAUUCUUGUCCAAAUCCCUCUGUCUCUUCUAUUGCAAAAAGAAGUUUUUCCUUUAGUUGUUCAUAACUCUUAUAUGGUGGUAGAUCCAAGCGAUUAAAACUGAACAAAAACAAAAACAAAAUCAGAUGUGUUUUCAAUAAAACAAACUCUGAAAAGACUUCUAAUACAAUAUUUUUUUAAAGCACAUUUGAAAAACUGGAAGAAUGUAAAAAUUUUGCCAGAAGUAUUCUAACACACAAUUUACUACUUUAUUAUUAUUUACUAAUUUAUUACUUAACAAAUAUAAUAUUAAAUAUACAAAUUUUCUUACAGCAGUCAAUUCAAAUUUAAGACCUAGUCACAAAAAUAUUUUAACGUUUCCCAGAGAAAGCUAGAAUUAAAAAUAAUAAUUGUAGCAAUAUGGAUAAAACUGCUGGAAUUUUUUUUAAAGAAGCACUAAUUUUUCUCUUUUCUAUACUAUUAUUGUUACAUUGUGUCAUGAGUCCCCCUAACUUCUCUUGGGUUAAAGAGUCCAUUUCUUUCACUCACCCACCAAUUCAUUCAUCAGUUAUUUAUUGAGAAUCUUUAAUAUAUCAGGUAUUUUUCCAGGAGCUGGUGAUACAAUGAUGAAAAAGUAAAGUGCUUGUCCUCACUGAACUUACAUUCUAGGGUGGAGACAGUCAAUAACCAAAUAUAUAUUUUUGUCUUUUCAAAUAAUCUCAUCAUAUGUAUAACCGUUUCUAAAAUAAUAUGCUUACAGUCUUGCUAGACUCAAAGGAUUCCCUGCUGGGAUUAACUGAUGAAAUGUAGAAAAUAUUGAAAAUGCUUAAAACAUCAAUGUAUUGUUUUACAAUUUACAAAGGUGUGAAAUAACAUUUAAUUUUUUUAAGAUACAGCACUGAGUAGCUGGGUUAAGAUUCAGGAGUUUUGGAUUUUGGUCCCCACUAUUAGUGUCUAGUGAAAUAGCUCUGAGAAGUCAAAACCUUUCUGUACUUUCAUUUUCUCAUGUGGAAGGUUUCUAUAGAUUAUCCAGUUUCCUUCUACUACUCCUACCAGUUAUCUGCCCUUAUAAGAGUCAGGAAACCUGUAAAUCAAGAAAGAGCCUUUUGAAACAAGGCAGCCAAUUAAAAUGGUAUUCUUCUCAGACCAUGUUAUUCUGUUUGAAAAGUUGUUAAUUUAACAGUAACAGUUAAGAGGACUAUAUAUCUUCCCAUUGUGUGCCCCCUCCCCACCCCCACCUUUAAACUAUGCCUCAAGGUACAGUCUGAUUCUGAGCUGAGGUCAGGAAAAAAUUUUUCAAUAGAGCCCUAUACUAACCAGUCACCUGCCUCUGUCAAAUUGUCAUUCUAUUUACUAAAUAUCCCCCAUCUUUUCCCUCCUGAUCAUUUCUAUUGCUACUAUAUUCUCCUAUAUAUACUUCCCCAUCAUCUUUUAUCUAGACCAUCAGUAUUUCCUGACUACUGAUCUUGCAUCCUUUUUUUUUUUUUAACUUCUUCACAACCUAUAUAGCCUUAUAUCAUUGCCAGGGGUACUUUCUUAAAAAGACAUGAUGGUUUAAAAAACCUCUGCUGCUUCUAAUGACUAAGGAUGGGGAAGUGGGCAAGGAAGCCUAUGCUGUUUGGUAUAGCCCCUAUCAACUUAUUUAAUGUUCUCCAAGCAUACCACACACUUUUCUGUUCUAUGACCAUGCUCUUAUGGCUCUCCUAUGUUCUGGAAUACACUUUUCUGCCUAUAAUAUUAUUAAGAAUCAGUCCAAAUGCUACAACUUCCUCCAAGAAUUCUCCUUGAACAUGUUAUACAGACUUAAUAAUUCCCCUCUCCAUAAGCUUUUUUUUUUUUUU